CUGGUUGGCCUGGAACGCAGCCAUGUACCCUGGCAACAGGGGCGGAACAAGCGGUAACUAAGGACGCGCAUUAGGAAGUACAGUGGGAGAGAUACGAUUUAGAAGGUUUGAGGGUUGUUAGCUAAUUCUGGGGCGCCUAGAGCAACUCAGAGCUACAGUUGUAAGGCAUCAUGGCGGACACAGACCAUAAUAUCACGGCUGCAAUCAUUUAUUACUGCCAGGAGAAAUACCACCAGCACGUGCAGAACCUCGCCAGCGAAGGACUCAAGAAAUACAGCAAUGACCCAGUACUGCAGUUUUUCAAGAUCUAUGGCAUGCUCAUGGAAGAUCGUGUACAGGAUGCCAUUAGAAAGCUCGAGUUCAUCAAGGAUGAUCCGACAGUCGUGUUAUGCUCAACUAUGGCACUUAUAUAUGCACACAAACGGAGCGGGAGAGUUGACCGCGAGUCUGUGGCUGAAUUGGAAAGUAAACUGAAGGAAACCCGAAAGUCUGCCGGCCCUAAAGCCCUGUAUUACGCAGGGAUGUUUCUGUGGCUGAUGGGGAGAACAGACAAGGCCCGAGAGUACAUUGACAGGAUGCUGAAGAUAUCAAACCGCUCUAGGGAGGGCCUGGCUCUGAGAGGAUGGCUGGAUUUAAAUUCUGAAAAGGAAUCGACUGUAAAUAAAAGCAUCAGAUAUUUUGAAGAGGCCAUUCAAGAUAAUAAGGAUAUAUUUGGCCUUAUUGGAAAGACACAAUAUUUUAUGACACAGCAGAAUUAUUCAGGGGCAUUAGAUGUUAUCAAUCAAGUAAUAGUCAGCUACCCUGCAUUCCUACCUGCACUUACUCUGAAGAUGAGAAUCUUCCUUGCACAGCAAGACUGGGAUCAAACGCUUGAAACAGCUCAAAGAAUUCUUUUGAAAGAUGGGGCUAACAUUGAUGCUUUCCAGAUGCUCACCAUUCAUAGUCUCACAAGAGAUGGAAGCACAGAAAAGGCUCUAAACUAUCUAAGGGAACUUAUUAAUGCUCUGGAUGCCGGAGAGCCCCGAAAUCAACUGCUGCAUCUUCACAAAAUUCUCCCUAUCAGCUGUUUGUGUGGAAGAAACCAGCCAAUUAUGCAGCAGAUCUCCAUGGUCAUUGAACGAAUAUUUCAAAUGGCUCCACACGCAGAAGUUGCCACGGCAUUGGCAAAUCAUUUAAUCUUACAAGGCAGUGUGGCAGAAGCUGCGGGCUGGUACUCAACUGCCAUGAAGUUGGACGGAAAUCACCUAGAAGCCCUCACUGGUGUAAUCCAGUGUCAGAUACUGCAGGGUCAACUGGAAGAGGCUGAACAGCAACUUGAUUUUCUGCGUGAAAUUCAGGAAUCUAUUGGAGGAUCAAAGGAGCUGUGCUAUAUCCAGGCCCUGCUUGCAUGGAGGCGAGGCAAAGAGGAAGAGACCAUCGGGGAGCUGCUACAGAAGGCAGUGGAAAUGCAUUAUGCUGCAGUGCGUGGGCUGCCUCUCAGCGUGGAAUACUUUGAAAAGCUGAACCCCACGUUCCUUAUUAACAUUGUGCAAGAGUACCUGCUGCUUUGUCCCAAGCAGCCCAAAGCCCCAGGGGAGCCACUGUCACCCCUCCUGAAACAAGCACUGUCCAUUCUCACCCCUGUGGUCAGUGUGGCACCAGCCCUGACAGAACCUCUGUACUACAUGGCCCAGAUUAAGUACCUAUCAGGAAAUUUAGAGGGAGCCCAAGGAAGCCUGCAGCGCUGUAUAGAAUUAGACUCUGCUUGUGCGGAUUUCCACCUCCUCAUGGCGCAGAUUCACUACGGCCAGGGGAAGUUUGCUGAAUGUUUGGUGUCUCUUGAAACUGCAGUCAGUCACAACUUUAAGGUUCGUGAGCGGCCUCUUUACCAUCUCAUUCGAGCACGAGUACUGAGAAAGACUGGAGAACUUCAGGAAGCCAUAAAAACUCUAAAAAUGACCAUGAGCCUCCAGGAGAUGAAGAGAGGUGCCUUUAAGAAAAGAACUUGGGGCUCUCUGAACAGUAGUGACAAGGUCUCUAUAUACCUGGAGCUUGCAGAGCUCCUUCGGCUGAAUGGAGAGCAGCAUGAAGCUACCAAGAUAAUUCAAGAUGCAAUCAAUGAGUUUGGAGGAACCCCAGAAGAGAUCAGAAUUGUUGUGGCUAAUGCAGACAUGGCCAUUGGUAAAGGGGAUGUGGAAAUGGCAUUGAACAUGUUGAGAGGCAUCACCCCCAGCCAGCCUUAUUACAGCGAAGUCAAACAAAAGAUGGCUCAGAUUUAUCUCUUCAAUAGGAAAGAUAAGAAGUUAUACAUCGGAUGCUAUCGAGACCUUUGUGAGCAGCUGCCGGGCCCCCACACCAGCGUACUCCUAGGAGAUGCCCUUAUGAACAUUCAGGAGCCAGAGAAGGCCCUGGAGGUGUACGAUCAAGCACUGCGCAAGAAUCCCCAGGAUGCAUCGCUUUCUAGCAGAAUUGGACAAGCACUGAUUAAAACUCAUCAGUAUAAAAAGGCAAUCAGUUACUAUGAGGCUGCUCAGAAGAUCAGCGGGCAGGAUUUCCUAUGCUGCGACCUUGCCGAGCUCCUGAUUAAACUGAAGCAAUAUAACAAAGCUGAAGCGGUUCUGAAACAGGCGCUGGCACACGAGCCGGUCAGUGACUUGGCCUCCAUGGUGACCGAUGCCAGAUGUCUGGCACUACUGGGGAAAACAUAUCAGAACUACAAAAAAGAAGAGUCCGCUGAAAUUUUGAACAAGGCUUUAGAGCGGCAGCAGCGCAUUCUGAAACGGGUGCCCAUGGAACAGCCAGAAAUGGUCCCAGCGCAAAAGCAGGCGGCCUCGGAAAUCUGCGUGCAACUGGCAGAACAUUAUGUGGGUGAAAGGGACUAUGAGCAAGCUGUGAAGUACUAUAAAGAGGCCGUGCUUUAUUCUCAGGAUGGCAAAGUGAAGCUGGAAUUGUCCCGUCUCUACCUUAUAAUGGGCGAUUUGGAUUCCUGUGAGAGCCAAUGCAGUGACUUGCUUCAGGAUCACAGCUUGAAAGAGGAAGCAGCUAUGAUGAUGGCAGACGUGAUGUUUCGGAAACAGGAUUACACAAAAUCAAUCGAACUUUUCCAUCAGAUUCUAGAAGAAAACCCAGAUAACUUCACCGUACUGAGUAAAUUAAUUGACCUGCUCAGAAGAAGCGGUAAUCUAUCAAAAGCUCCCUCGUUCUUUGAAAGGGCUUUAGCUAAUUCUUCCCGGACUGCACUGGAGCCUGGAUUCAAUUACUGCAAGGGGCUUUACUGCUGGUACCUAGGGCAGCCUAAUGAUGCCCUGAUGUAUUUUAAUAAGGCCCGAAAGGACAGUGAAUGGGGCCAGAGUGCCGUCACCAGUAUGAUCCAGAUCUGUCUCAAUCCUGAUAAUGAGAUAGUUGGGGGCGAAGUGUUUGAGGGCCUGGAUGGGGAUGACAGUCUCGUAGGAGACAGGCGGGAGUCUGAGAUGCUGGGUGUCCGGACAGCUGAGAAGCUGCUGAAAGAGUUCCAUCCGCGAACCCUGAACGGUCGGAACCAGUUGGCGCUGUUACAGAACCACUGCCUGAUGGCCACGAGAGAUACGGCGACAGUGGAAGUGGCACUGAGUGCACUCACAGAAAUGGCCACUGCUGAGAAGGAUAAUGUGGCUGCCAUCUUGGCUGUAGCCCAGGCCCUCAUGAUUCUGAGGCAAACCCCCCGAGCCAGGAACCAGCUCAAGCGACUGGCAAAGGUGAACUGGUCCUUGGCGGACGCAGAAGACCUUGAGAAGAGCUGGCUGCUCCUUGCAGACGUAUACAUCAAGUCGGGGAAAUAUGAUAUCGCAACAGAGUUACUCAAGCGUUGCCUGCUGUACAACAAGUCUUGCUAUAAAGCCUACGAAUACCUGGGAUUCAUUAUGGAGAACGAGCAGUCGUACAAGGACGCUGCGGCCAAUUACAAGCUUGCAUGGGAUUACAGCAACCAAUCCAACCCAGCAGUAGGCUUCAGGCUCGCCUUUAAUUAUUUAAAAGAUAAGAAAUAUGUGGACGCCAUUGAUAUCUGCCACAAGGUUCUGACAGCCCAUCCCACCUACCCCAAGAUCCAGAGAGAGAUACUGGCCAAGGCCCAGACUUCCCUUAGGCCGUAGUUUGGGCAGAAGCCUGGCACCUUGUGUCCAGCACAUGUUGGAAAAAGAUUUAUUUUUAUAUUUUUGUUGCCAAAAAGGGUCUCAACUCCCCGCCCAUGAUUUCCACGGAAACAGCCAAUGAAAACCCAAAAUGAACUAUUUAAUGAAUUCAUAUUUUUAUAUGCAGAAAUCUAUCCCCCAUAUGUAAUAAAAGGCACUAAGUUUGCCCAGGAGCAGUAACCCAUAGCAACCAAUAAGAUGUCUGCUUUUAACCAGGUGACCUGCUGAAUGGUUGCUAUGGGUUACUGCUCCUUGGCAAAUGUAGUGCUUUUUAUUACAUAACCCAAACACAUGUAUGUAUAUUCAAUGUCAUUUAAAGUCCAAUAAAGAGAUUUUAUAUAAA
Molecule: messenger RNA, 4491 nt
Organism: Xenopus tropicalis (tropical clawed frog)
Lineage: Eukaryota; Metazoa; Chordata; Amphibia; Anura; Pipidae
Gene: ttc21a
Product: tetratricopeptide repeat domain 21A
Exons: 29
Coding region: 171-4109 (1312 amino acids)
Cellular component (GO): cilium
Source: RefSeq, a predicted model, not a curated record